AUGCAAUCCUCCUCUCUAGAAGAUAAUAUUAAAAAGAAGCUGAGAAGGUUACAAAAACUCACACACAAAGCAUUACUAUCCAAAACCUUGGCUCGUUCAAAGAACAAGCUCACCGAAGUCACUCAUGAUAUUCUAAGCUCGGAAAUUGAAGGUACUGAUCAACACUUCUUUCUCAAGUGCUCGAAUUGCAAAAUAAUAUUCAGUGGUGAUUGUUCGGCAAGUAACAGUGAUUUAUCUGCAAAUACAACCACAUUCCGAUCACCCUUCUUCAAUAAUAAUCACUUUGAAAUGCCAAUUUCAUUCAUGAUUUAUACAGAAAAUUCAACAAGUUUUGAUGGCGUGAUGAAGCACGAGUAUUCUAAUGGCAUUGGAGUGCUGUAUUAUCUGAAUAAGAUUGCUCUUCAAUUAUUUCUUCAAAGUCUGUCUUUUACCUUCCAACAAAUUCAAGAGAGCCAAACACUUUCGGACGAUGAUGUAUUAAAGUUUUCAAUUUUGAGCGUCUUGUUGCCAUCAUCAUGCCUUGCAACAAGUUCAGUGGAUGAAUUUUUCGAAAGACAAAGUAAAUACUUCCAAUGUAGCACAAGUAUUGAAUAUUGA
Naegleria fowleri is the source of this 597-nucleotide messenger RNA. RefSeq lists its product as uncharacterized. NCBI's taxonomy places the organism in Eukaryota, Heterolobosea, Eutetramitea, Acrasida, Naegleriidae. The record is from RefSeq and is a predicted model, not a curated record. Bases 1 to 597 code for a protein of 198 amino acids. The transcript has a single exon.